UCUCAUUGAUAACUUUUUCUCGUGAUCAAGUUUACAAGUAGACAAGCAGAAAACUACAUUUUGAAGCUUUAGCCCAAUUUAUGUGAAUUGACAAUAUGAUACUGUUAAUGCAGUUUCGUAUGCUUAUUAUGUAAUUUCUGUCGAAAAUCUUUAAACCAUAGUAUUUGAAAAAGCAGUUGUAAAUGGUUAUAAUGUCUGAGCAAACAUUUAAUGUUCCUGGGGUACCUCCAGAUCUCCGGAAAGAAGAAACAAUUCAUCAGAUAGCAGAUUCUUUAGAAUACUUGAAUAAGAUGGCAAAUGAUGUAUUCCUAAGGAUAAGCUCAAGAGUGGCAGAAAAUCGAACAAGACUUCAAAAAAUAAAUGAUCGUGUUAAUCUAGCUCAAGCCAGAGUGGAUAAAAUUAGGGGAGGUAGUAAUAAAGCAACCAAAGUAUUUGCAUUAUCUAAAUAUCCUGGAAAGGAAAACUUUGAAGAGUACAAAAUUCUUUUUCCUAGUCAUAAUACUAAUGGUCUCAAGGAGGUGCAGAGACCACAUUAUAAAGUUCAGUCCAAGCACAAAGCUGCAGAUGAUAAAACUUUGAAGGAAAAAUUACAGUUUUAUAGUGUUCAGUUCAAUUCAAAGAAAAAACAAAAAGAAGGCGAAAAUGUACAUGAAGGUCUUGGUGGACUGCCAAAAUCAGUGACUUCUACUAGUUCUCUACUUUUGUUUAAUACUCCAGAAAACUUAUAUAAAAAGUAUGUGAUGUUAGAUCCACUUGGUGUAGUGACAAAAACACGUGCAGCCAUAGAGGAAGAAGAUGAAUUAGCUGAUGCUCCAAGUACCAUUGCUCAUCGAGAGGAGAUGCAAAGGCUUCAAGCAGAAAAUUACUUUUAUAUGCCAGAUAUUGGAAUUGUUCCAGAGAUUGCAGUUCCAGAUUUUCUUCCAAACUUAUUAGGUGUUGCUGAUGAUUUAUCGUACAGUGCUGAUCAAGGACCUUCUAUAGCACCUUCAGUGUUUGGAUCCAAUAUUCCUGAUUUACCAUCAGUAGUUCCUGAACCCGACAUUAUUCCAUCAGUUCCUGACAUAGUUCCAUCACCAGGACCUGUGAAUUCUGCUCAGCCACCUCCUCCCCCGGCUGGAGCACCACCACCUCCACCCCCUCCACCACCUCCUCCUCCUCCAGCAGAUAUGCCACCACCACCUCCACCACCACCUCCUCCUGCUGGUGAUGGUCCUGUUGCUCCUGCUCCAAAAGAAAUUCCAGCUGAAGUGACAGAAGGGGAUGGAAGAUCCAGUUUGAUGGAUGCCAUCAGAAAGGCUGGAGGAGCAGGAAAAGUUAAACUCAAAGCUGUUACUGAAAGAAAAGCAGAAAAAAAGAAAGAAAAAGAAAAGGUUAAAUCUUCUGGAGGAGGAGAAAUGAGUUUGAUGGAUGCAUUGAAAGAUCGAUUAACCGGCAGGAGAAAAGGUAUAUCAGGAGGUGGAGGUGGUAAAAGUGAUAAAACAGACAAUAGUCCCUCAACAGGUGGUGGAUCAGUCAUGGAUACAAUAUCUUCAAAAAUACCUGCUCCUCCUGCACCACCAGGGGGUCAUGAUGAGGAGGAAGAUUGGGAUUAAGGAACUAUUGUACUUACAACAAACAAUUAUAUUACACUUUUAUCUAUGAUUCUGUUUUAGCCCACUUUGCCAAAAAGACAUGCAUGAGUUAUUGCAAUCACUUGGAAUCCACUGAUAAUCAAUAAAUAAUUCUUCUGAAACCACUGGAGCAUUAAUUGGAACCAAACUUCUAUAUAAUUUUAGAACUUUAUCUGAUUUGCAUCCACAUCUGCAAUUAUGAAGCUUUUGAUGGCCUCAAGUGAGAUAAUUAUUCCUUUGACAGAAUGUGUUAUUUGUUAUAAAUGAAAAUGUUCGUAACAAUUUUACAGAAAACUUGAUUUUGUAAUUGACUUUAAAUAUUUUCCCUUAAAUGAUCCAACAAAAUGCACCAGUUCAUGCACAAAAGGCAAAGCUACAUAACCCAUUUUGGACAGCAAAGAAAAACACACUUUUCUGUUAAAAACCUGUACAGCAGUAUAUUUAUUGAUAUCCGGUAAUACAAACCAAGUAUGAAUAAUAAUAUAUCUCGUCUUAAACAUAAUCCUUUUAUUACGUAUAAAGUUACUGUAUGUAGUACAAAGAUUAAGGUAAUAAGAUACAUAAAUUACAGUUGAGUGAUGCAAACUCCUUCAGUUCAUAGGUUUCAUUACAGUAAACACAGUCAUAUUGUAUAUGUUAAGCUGCCAUUUUGUUGAUCAUAAAUACUUAUUAAUUAUUAAAAGAGAGUGUUUGCAAUAUGUUUAAAAUUUAAGUGCCAGAGUAGUGAUUUUUAUUAUGAAUUAAUCUUUGUAAGAUUUUUUACAUAUCAAUGCAGUUUCAGUACAGGAAGACCCAAUCUUCUACAAUACCAAUAACAAACUACACAAAUUCAAAGCACUAAAAGAAAAGAAACAUUUUAGUAUUGAUUCUAACUAUAAAUUAAAAAAUAUGUAUUUAUCCCAAAACAUUUCAAAAACAGGGAUUGUAAAACAACAGUAUGAUUAUAACCAAAUAAAUAAGUCUGUUCAACCAAUAAACUUCACCAGUUACUUAUGUUAUAAGCAUAAAAAGCUGGGUUAAAAUAUUCACUUUAAUUUAUGUUUCAUGUGUUUGAGCUUUUGAUUUUGCCAUUUUAUAAAGGACUUUCCUUUUUGAAUUUUCCUUGGAGUUUGGUAUUUUUGUUAUUUUAUUUUUUAUUUAAUUAAGGUCUGAAAAAGAACAAUUAUUUGUUCUUCUUCAGUAUCAAUUUUUCAAGUUUCCAUGUAUUUAAAAAUAUAUUGCUGCAUUAUUAAAUAAACAAAUACUGAAUUUACUGCAAAAGACAAGAUUGUCCAUGAUAUUUUUUCCUGUCUGUUUAAAGGGGCAUUAGCUGUCAAAUUCAUGUUCACUAAUUUGACUCAAAUCCUCAUAUUUGAUUUAUAACAUACUAAAAUGUAUAUUCAAAUAAUAAAAAGUCUAAAAUAAACAAUUUUAGAAGCACGGACUCGAUAAUAUGUAUCAGCAUUGUGUGUGUAUUUUAGUUUAGACGCCAUCUAAUUAACCAUUGAGGUGACCUUCGAAGACUGCAGACAGUCAUAUAACCUGAUAUAAACAUAGACAUAGAUAUAAAUAGAUAGCAAACUCAUGCAAUUGGAUUUUUAUAGGUCUGUUUGAUUUCAUAUUAUAGGUUUAAAAAAUAUGUUAAUAAUCGUUUUUACCUGUAUAACAAUGAGUUUUUGUAGAUCGAAUCAUUCAACCAAAUGGUUAACCCUUGUUUCACUUCCAAUGUUGACAUUCUUUUCUUUUUAAUAGCUGAACACGCCUAGUUCAUGCGUAACCCAUCUCUGUCUAAUGGGUUUAAUUGAAGUUCACAUGAAUACGGAUUUAAUGAGGUCGAAUUAUUCACUUGCAAGUGAAUAAUUCAUAAGCAAUGUUUCUUUGCUUAUUUUGACAAAACUGAACCAAACUGGCUGCUAAAAGCGAAUUAUUAUAUCACUAUUUCUCUUUCAUUAAUGAUUGAAAAAAAAAAUCAUAUUUUAUUUUUUUCCAUAUCUCGUAGCGAAUGCCCCUUUAAAGUAAAAAAAAAUGUAACAAUGAGUUAGUCCUUAUGUCUGAUAUCAAAACUGUCUCUGUUAGACCUUUACAUUUAAUUUUGCUUAGCUUUGACACAAGUAUUUUUGUUGUAAUCAUGAUUGUUUUUGCAAGAAAUAUAUAGUGGGAUAUCUCCCCUAUUAUUCUAAUUAGCACAGUUUGUAUUAACAUAAGAAACAAAAUCAAAGGCUGCAUGCUUUUACACAUUGCUACAUAUAAUAAAUUUAAGUGAAUAAAGAUUAAUGCUUGUGUUUGUAAUUGUUUUAUUACUAUUUAAAAUGAAAAUAAUCUGACUAUUAUUUAAAACUUGAUACAUUAAUAGAUGAAAUCAAUUUUGUUAAAAACGUUUAGGUCAUAUUAAUGGCCUUAAAAUGAUUUACAAGAGACAAACUAUCAUAAAAAAGAAGUAUUUGCCCUACUUAUAUUUAAAACAGAUUUUUUUAUUCAUUCAAGCUUUACCAUAACGUGCAAUUUACAUCACAAAGUUCAUUUCCUUGUCUGCAAUUAUGUAUUAUCUCCAAGUGAGGUUAAGGCCAUUAUGGAUAAACUUUAGAUAUUAGGAAUUCCAUAUUUUGGAGAAGGCAAAUACAUGAAAACUUUUUAGUUCCUCACAAGACCUUUGCUCAUUUUCGAUUAGAUUCUUGUAGCUUUUGGGAUAUAUACUAUCAAAAUCUAUAUCCUUUCAACAGAACAAUACACAUGUACAUGUGUUGUUAAUUUGACUCAAAAUUCUCCCUCUCUUUUCAAAUUUAACCAAGUGGCCAAUAAAUAUAUACUUUCAUUUCUUUAGAAAGUUUUAAUUUGUGAAAAUAGGGACCUAGUUUUUUGUGAAAAGAUGACCGAAAGUGAAAAUAUUUAUAGAAUGCUUCUUUAAUCUUAGUACACAACUGUUCUAAAUAUUUUUGUUUGUAAUAUGCCAUUACAACAUAAUCUGAUUUGUCAAAGGAAAACAUGCCAUUUUCAAACUUUCACAUUGAGGGUCUUUAUGGGGAUUGAUAUCAAAAUCUGUCACAAAUUAGAUUUGUAUGGUAUAAUUUCCAAAAGCAAUCAUGUUGUUAAUUUACAUUCAUUAUUGUGAGUUCAGAUUAUAAAAAAAGCUUUAAUGUAGAUAAAAUGCUGUAAAAAGGACCUAAUGGAUAAAAAUUUGAAUGUUUCUUUAAAGAAACAGAAUGAAUGUUGAAAGUACAAGUAAAACUUUGCUGUUGUAUAAAAGUUCUGGAAUGUAUGUUUGUAUAGAUUUGUUAAUAAGGUAAUUAUUUCAUUACUGAUGCAUCUAUUACACAAAUUUACUGUAAAAUAUUGUUAAUUAUAUUAUAAUGUUAUAAUAAAGAUGUUUAUUUUAAUUUAA
Mytilus californianus (California mussel) is the source of this 4968-nucleotide messenger RNA. Its product is annotated as WASH complex subunit 1-like. Lineage: Eukaryota; Metazoa; Mollusca; Bivalvia; Mytilida; Mytilidae. Gene Ontology annotation, molecular function: gamma-tubulin binding; alpha-tubulin binding; actin binding. Bases 183 to 1592 code for a protein of 469 amino acids. The transcript has 4 exons. Gene Ontology annotation, cellular component: recycling endosome; early endosome; WASH complex. Gene Ontology annotation, biological process: Arp2/3 complex-mediated actin nucleation; endocytic recycling; exocytosis. The record is from RefSeq and is a predicted model, not a curated record.